AUGAAUUAUAUUGUGUUUAAUACUACAAUGAUUGCUGUAUUACCAAUGAAUACAUCAGAUUUAUUCCGUCAUCUAGUUCAUUCAUUAUUAGUUACACAUGCUGAAACAAAAUUAAAUACAUUAGGUCAUAUUUUUUCGUAUCCAUAUCAUGCUCCUAUUAAUCAAGGUGUUUGGUGUGCAAAUCUUCGUCGUCCUGCUCCUCCUUCUCAUCAUUAA
Molecule: messenger RNA, 216 nt
Organism: Adineta steineri
Lineage: Eukaryota; Metazoa; Rotifera; Eurotatoria; Adinetida; Adinetidae
Source: the annotation of a GenBank genome assembly